Molecule: messenger RNA, 2174 nt
Organism: Chironomus riparius
Lineage: Eukaryota; Metazoa; Arthropoda; Insecta; Diptera; Chironomidae
Source: the annotation of a GenBank genome assembly
GUUCGGUUGCUCUUCUAAGAAGGUCUUAUUACGCAGUCAUGUUUUGGAAGAAAGAAUUUUUAGUGUUCUUAGUUUUCGUGACUAGUACAAAAUUUGCAACAUCACAGAAAGUGUGUAAGUCAAAAGUGUGUCAAUUAGAAGCUGAGAAUAUGAAAAGUAAAAUAGAUGAUUCUGUAUCACCGUGUGACGAUUUCUAUCAAUAUGCUUGUGGAAAUUAUAAUCCAGACAUACCUGACGAUAAAUCAGAAGCAAAUGUAUUUAAUGUUCUGCAAGAUUUAUUGGACGAGCAACUUAAUGAAGGUAUGAGCGAAGAAUCAUCGGAUCGAGACAUAAAUCCUUUGAGAGUUGUGAAGAAUUACUAUCAAGCUUGUAUGGAUAAAGAAACCAUCAACAAAAUUGGACUAAAGCACGUUGUGGAGAAAAUGGUUUAUCUUGGAGGAUGGCCGGUAGUCAAAAGUCAUAAUUGGGAUGAAUCUUCAUGGAGAUAUCAAAAGUUUGUUCAAACUGCAGAGCUUUUAGGCUUUCCUCAGAACUAUCUCUUUGGAUUUGGAUUGAUACAAGAUUUGAAAAAUGAUACUAGGAGAAUAUUGGUGCUCGAUCAACCAGGUUUAGGACUAAGCAGAGAAUUUUUAAUAAAAGGACUCAAUGAAUCGUUGGUCCAAGCUUAUCAUUCUUUCCAAGUUGACCUAGCCGUAUUAUACGGUGCAGACAAAGAAGAUUCCGAAAAAGAUAUGAAGGAUGUCCUCGAUUUUGAAAUUGCUUUUGCAAAAAUCACACAAUCAAAAGAAGAACGACGCGAUGUGACAAAGCUGUAUAACUUGAUAACAGUUAGCGAAUUGCAGAUGAUGUCUCCGUGCUUACAUUGGCUUAAUUAUAUGAAUGCUUUCCUUCCAAAAGAUAAACAAAUUGAUAAAAGCGAGGUUCUUAUGAUUACCAGUAAGCAGGUCUUCAUUGAUAUUCAUAAGUUAUUGACUAGCACACCACAAAGAACAAUAGCAAACUAUGUAAUGUGGAGAAUUGCUCUAUCAACAUCAAGUCUUUUAUCCGACGAUAUUCGAGAGAGGCGACUCCAAUACACAAAAAAGUUGACUGGCGUUGAAAAGUACAAACCAAGAUGGAAGGAAUGCGUCAGUUGGACCUCAAACUACCUCUCAAUUGCAUCUUCAGCUCUUUAUGUUCGAAAAUAUUUUAAUGAAAAAUCAAAGCAUGAUGCAUUGGAACUUGUUGAUAGAAUCAAAGAAGAAUUCAGAACAACACUAAAAACUAUUGAGUGGAUGGAUGAAAAAACAAGAGUUGCUGCUAUUGAGAAGGCUUUAAAGAUGACAAAUUUCAUUGGAUAUCCUGAUGAAUUGAAUGAUGACAAGAAACUAAUUGAAUACUAUGAAGAUCUUGAGAUCAACAACAAAGAAUUCUUUAAAUCCUUCCUUAAAUUAAAUCGAUUCAGUUCAAAGAAGGAUCUUGUCAAGUUCCGCGAAAUAGUUAAUAAAACAGCUUGGGAAGACCAUGCUGAGGUUGCACUUGUUAAUGCAUUUUACAGUCCAAUCGAGAACAGCAUCCAAUUCCCAGCUGGUAUAUUACAAGGUCAAAUGUUCUCAGCUGAUCGACCAAAGUACAUGAAUUACGGAUCAAUUGGCUUUGUCAUCGGACAUGAGGUGACUCAUGGAUUUGACGAUCAAGGUAGUAGAUUCGAUGGAAAUGGCAACUUAGUUGAUUGGUGGGCCAAAGACACAAAAAAUGCCUAUCUUGAAAAGGCACAAUGUAUUGUUUAUCAAUAUGGAAAUUACACAGAACCAACAACUAAUUUGAAAUUGAAUGGAGUUCACACGCAGGGAGAGAAUAUUGCGGACAACGGAGGCCUCCUUGUGUCAUACAAAGCAUACCAAAAUUGGAUAAAAGAGAACAAACAAGAACUAGCUUUACCUGACUUGGAACUCUCACCAAUGCAACUGUUCUGGAUGUCAGCAGCCCAGACUUGGUGUAGUAAAACAAGACCAGAGACAAUGAAACUAAGAAUCGCAACUGAUACACACUCACCUCCACUUUUCCGAGUCAAUGGCGUUGUAAGUAAUACUGUCGAGUUCUUGAACGACUUUAAAUGCCCAGAAACAUCUGCGAUGAAUAGAAAGAAUAAAUGUAAAGUUUGGUAAUAAUUAGGUUAAAGUGAUAUUUUUGAC